Messenger RNA from Haliotis rufescens (red abalone), 604 nucleotides. RefSeq lists its product as uncharacterized. The transcript has 5 exons. Lineage: Eukaryota; Metazoa; Mollusca; Gastropoda; Lepetellida; Haliotidae. Bases 102 to 518 code for a protein of 138 amino acids. The record is from RefSeq and is a predicted model, not a curated record. Gene Ontology annotation, molecular function: calcium ion binding.
UUUCUGACACCUGUACGGAGAGGCGACACACGACCAUAGUCGGAUACAUCGACAGCUUGUCUGCAUCCUGAAUCACAUACGUAUAUAAGGAGACAGGUAUAAUGCAGAUUUAUCUCUUCAUUCGAUUCUACAAGAUGCGUCUGGCGUUGUUGUUCCUAGUGGCAGUUCUGGUGCUGCAAGAUGUCGACGCUCGUCGCCGAUGGCUCAGGAUUCGUAUCCGAGUCCCAAGAGUUAUCAGGGUUGUGCGCACAGUCCUGCCUAUAGCAGAAGCCAUUAUAAAAGGAAAGCGUGACACUGAAAGUUAUGAUCUGAAUGAGGACGGACAGAUUGACCAAUCAGAGGCAGAGAAGAUAUUCGAAGCUCGGGACGCUGAGGAGUUCUUGAGUUUGGCUGAUACAGAUGGUGAUGCCACCGUGAGUCUCGGUGAAUUUGAAGAAAGCCUAAACAACAUCUUGAAACUCACAGACAGGGAUGCUGACUUUGCGCGGUCUCUGGAAGAGUCUAUGAUGAGGGAAUAGUUCCACGGUUCAUGUUUCCUGCCUCGGUUAGCACAUUGUGUGCACAUGUGUAAACAUCGGUCAAUAAAUUUGCAUUGUUAAAACUA